Messenger RNA from Schistosoma intercalatum, 597 nucleotides. The record is from the annotation of a GenBank genome assembly. Lineage: Eukaryota; Metazoa; Platyhelminthes; Trematoda; Strigeidida; Schistosomatidae.
AUGCUUCUCAACAAAAAGAAAAGCUCUCAACAGUAUUCCAAAUCUCCUUUAGAAUUACCGAUAUUUACAACUCGCGCUUAUUACAAUAUAAAUGCAAACCGUGUUUAUGUGAAUGCUGGAGUGUUGCAACCUCCACUUUAUUAUGAAAAUGGUAGUUUAGCUUCGAAAUUUGGAGCACUUGGUUGGAUUAUAAGUCAUGAGAUCAUGCACGGAAUAGGUAUCCAAGGUGUACUGUUUGAUUCAGCUGGUACUAGUCUAACUGGUUUGACUGGUCUUAUGUUAUCUUCUGUGAUAGAAACCAAAACUUCAUGUAUUAGUGAUCAAUAUAGACUUUAUGAAUUUACCGAUUACAAAGCCCUUCAAACCGAUACACGAGAUGAAAUUUUAGCCGAUAUUGGAGGUUUAAAAGCGUCUUACUAUUCUCUUUGUGGACAUCAUAGUGGAACUUCUCUUUUAAUACAUUCAGUAGUUGUUCCACAUGUAAUGGAAAGAUACAGAGUAUUCGGGGCGUUGGUUAAUAGCAAAGAAUUCGCACAUGCAUAUGGAUGUCCAGUUGGUUCACCAAUGAAUCCUGAUACAAAAUGCGAUAUAUGGUGA